CCAGCGCGCGCGCCCGCGCCCGCGCCCAGCAACUCGUCAUGGCGGCGCAGACCCGCGCCCUGGUGUCGGCCCAGUGGCUGGCGGAUGCUCUGUGUAGCAACCUCGUCGGGCCCAAACUUCGCGUUCUGGACUCUUCGUGGUACCUGCCGAAAAUGAAGCGGGACCCGAGGGCGGAAUUCGCGCAGAAGCACAUCCCGGGCGCCUCCUUCUUCGACAUCGACGACUGCCGCGACAAGAGCUCCGCGGCGGAUCACAUGCUGCCGACGUGCGGCCACUUCUCCCGGUACGCCGGGGACCUGGGCAUCGGGAACGGCACGCACGUAGUCGUGUACGACACCAGCGACCUCGGGUCGUUCUCUGCGCCCCGCGUUUGGUGGAUGUUCCGGCUGUUCGGACACGGGUCGGUGUCGGUGCUGGACGGCGGCAUGAGGAGCUGGCUGGCCGGAGGUCACCCGGUGACUUGUGACGACACCGAGCCGGAGCGCGCGGAGUUCGAGGCGACGCUGAACCCGUCGUGGGUGAAGAGCUACGAGGACGUGUUGGAGAACAUCCGCACCGGGAAAGUCCAGGUGGUGGAUGCCAGGUCCGCAGGGAGGUUCAGGGGAACCGAGCCGGAGCCCAGAGAAGACACGCUGCCGGGACACAUCCCUGGUGCGAUCAACAUGCCGUUCACUUCUUUCCUGGAUGCCUCUGGCAAGGAGCUGAGAGCCGAGGGCCUGUCAAAACUGUUCCGAGAGGCGGGGGUGGACCUGGGCCAACCGCUCUGGGCUUCCUGUGGCUCCGGUGUCACAGCGUGUCAUGUGGUUCUGGCAGCUCACCUGCUCGGGCACCCUGGGGUGUGUGUUUAUGAUGGAUCCUGGUCGGAAUGGUUUAAAAGGGCAUCGCCGGAGCAUAUCAUCUCAGAGGGGGAGGGAAAUAAGUGCGAAUAGAGUUGGAUGGAACAUCCACAAGGGAAAGCAGUGUUCUCGAUGCCGAGAAGGAUAGAUCCCGACUAUGAAACAGUCUCAUAGAGCACUUUUCUACUAACACGGAGGAGAUAGUUCAUGCUGCAAAAUGCUGCGCACAGAGUGAACUUGUAAUAAAUCUUCUCUACUUAUGCAAAUGAUCUGGGAUGUAGGGUUCUGUGAAUUAUAUUUUCCUUGACGAUGUAUUGAUGAAAUUUUUUACUAACUUUUCAAUAAAUGUUGAGGCUGCUUGGUUAUUCUUUAAA
Gasterosteus aculeatus aculeatus (three-spined stickleback) is the source of this 1210-nucleotide messenger RNA. It is a transcript of the gene mpst, whose product is annotated as mercaptopyruvate sulfurtransferase. Gene Ontology annotation, cellular component: mitochondrion. Gene Ontology annotation, molecular function: thiosulfate-cyanide sulfurtransferase activity. The record is from RefSeq and is a predicted model, not a curated record. NCBI's taxonomy places the organism in Eukaryota, Metazoa, Chordata, Actinopteri, Perciformes, Gasterosteidae.